AUGGGAAAUGAACCGGAAAAGAUCGAGACUCGAGGAUUACUGUUAAGUGCAGCAGGCGCAUUUGGAGCGGGUCUCAUGGGUGCGAUCUGGCAUACGAAACGAAAACAAGCCAAAGAAGCAGCUGCAGAAGCAAAAGCAGCAGUUGCAACAGCAGCUACUGCUAAAACUACGACCACAAACACCACCCUGAAUACCACUACCACGACGGCAUCACCAGCAGCAACAUUGUCAAUACCUCAAUCACCAAAAUCAAACAUUCCAGAAUACACGCCACCGAAAAUGACACCUGCAGAAUACGCCGUAGCAAAACAAGAAGCACGGUUUUUCGCUUUCAAAGCACUGGGUUAUGGAUCACUCUUAGCACUCGGUGGCGCCGGUAUACUUGCUGUUGGAAUAGGCUAUUGGCUGGAUGUGAGCAACUUUAAAGAUUUCUCGGAUCGAUUAAAAGUAAUCGUACCGCGACAGACGUCGAAGUUACGCGCGCUUUUGGGUGGCAAGGAAUUUGUGAUGAAGCCUGAGGAAGAAGAAGAAUGGAAUCGGGCCGUCGAAAAUGACGAAUAA
Molecule: messenger RNA, 561 nt
Organism: Zychaea mexicana
Lineage: Eukaryota; Fungi; Mucoromycota; Mucoromycetes; Mucorales; Lichtheimiaceae
Exons: 2
Coding region: 1-561 (186 amino acids)
Source: RefSeq, a predicted model, not a curated record